AUGUUGUGUGUUAUUACGCCGGGAAUCGAGUACAGGAUUCCGGGUCGCGCCCUCCUUGAUCGCCUACGCAGUACGACGCUAAGCGAGAUGAUGUUGACGAGCGGAGAAGGUUUAUUGCUUCCCGCUCCGCUUGAUGCUGCGCCUUACUCUACCAUCGAGGCUAAUGCUACAUGCGGUGAGAUGGGUACAGAAGAAUUUUGCCGAGAGACGCCUGGCAAGCGUGGCAUAGCAUGUGAUGUUUGUGAGGGUCCCGAUGGGCCGGCCUCUCGACGGCAUCCUCCAAUCCUGGCGAUUGAUGGAGACCCUUCUACUUGGUGGCAAAGUCCCUCUAUGGCUGUCGGAGAGGAGUACAAACAUGUUGAGUUAAUCGCCACUUUACCCGAUGUAAGUUGA
This is a messenger RNA of Pieris macdunnoughi, 393 nucleotides long. NCBI's taxonomy places the organism in Eukaryota, Metazoa, Arthropoda, Insecta, Lepidoptera, Pieridae. The record is from the annotation of a GenBank genome assembly.